AUGAUCCGAGCAUCGAUCGUCGUGAUCGUUCUCGGGCUAUGCAUCGUUCACAAUGACGCGGGAUUUCUCAAUCCAAAGAAAUGGGUCUACCUAGUAAACAAUUUGGAGCACAACAAGAACCUAAAGGUCCAUUGCAAAUCUAAGGACGACGAUCUGGGCUACCCGAUCGUGCCUCCUAAAGGAUCGUUCAAAUUCACGUUCAACAGCAGAGUGUUCGGGAUUACGCUCUUCUGGUGCCACAUGUGGCAAGGGCCGAACUUCAAACACCACCAAGUGUUCGAGGCGUACAAUGGCAAGUACCAUAUGCAUCAUCAGAUGAUAUGGGAAGCAAGAGAAGAUGGGAUCUAUUACUCCGAGAACCGGAAAACUUAUAAGCUCAAAUAUCUUUGGGAUGCUCCCCACAAACUAAGUGAGCUUUCGUCCGACUGA
Molecule: messenger RNA, 429 nt
Organism: Tarenaya hassleriana
Lineage: Eukaryota; Viridiplantae; Streptophyta; Magnoliopsida; Brassicales; Cleomaceae
Product: pumilio homolog 15-like
Exons: 2
Coding region: 1-429 (142 amino acids)
Source: RefSeq, a predicted model, not a curated record